This is a messenger RNA of Emiliania huxleyi CCMP1516, 603 nucleotides long. RefSeq lists its product as hypothetical. The transcript has 5 exons. The coding region runs from base 1 to 603 and encodes 200 amino acids. NCBI's taxonomy places the organism in Eukaryota, Haptophyta, Isochrysidales, Noelaerhabdaceae. The record is from RefSeq and is a predicted model, not a curated record.
AUGCGCAUGGUCGAUUACCCCGCCGCCCUCCGGCCCGACCGCGUCACCGUGAUCGCAUACGGAGCGCUGCUCUCCGAGCCCUCAUCGCGGCUCACCUUCCCUUCCCUCACCAACUUUCGCCUCGUGAGAGUGCGCAACGUGCGCCGUCUGAUCGCCGCGCUCUGCGUGGAGCCGGCGGAGGGGUGCUCCUUUGUCGCGGCCGCGUUUGACGUGGUGCUCGACGAUGCGCAGCGCGAGGCCUUCUGCGCCAGAGAGACGGGCUACGCGAUCGUCGAGGCGCCCUUUCACGGCCUGGAUGCUGGCGAGGAGUCACGUUACCACCACUUCAGCCUCUCUAUCGCACUUGGACAGCACAAGAGCCUGCCCCACGUGUGGGGGUGGGCGCGCGAUUCGGGCCUGCUGCCGGCCGACGUCUAUCUGCGCCACUGCGAGCGCGCCGUGGACGAGAGAGCACGGCCUGCCCACACCGGCACGCGGCCAAGCGACGGAGCGGUGCGUCCCGAUAGGCGCACCACGCUGAGCGAGUACCUCGCCGGCGGCGCACGCGAGCGCGUGAUGGCCGUGCGCCCGCCAGAGUCGAUGGCGGAGAGGUUCGGAGGUUAG